Molecule: messenger RNA, 1094 nt
Organism: Paramecium sonneborni
Lineage: Eukaryota; Ciliophora; Oligohymenophorea; Peniculida; Parameciidae
Source: the annotation of a GenBank genome assembly
AUGUAUAAAGACAUAGACAUUAAUGAGAUUGAGAAAUUGAAAAAGGAUUAAGAGAUGAUGUCGUUAAAGAGGGCACCAACUAAUAUGAAAGUAAGGAGUAUUGAAAUCUCUGUGAUUAGGAGCGUUUUGGUUAAUCAAAUAAAGAUUUUUUGGAAGAUGAAUUUAAAUAAAAGACUGUUGGUUUAGUUACUCGUGAGGAAUUUAAGAGAAAGAGAGAGAAUAUUGAUAAUCUUGUGAUGCAAGACAUGAAGUAAAAGUAGGAGGAAGAAACAAAACGAAAAUUAGAAUUAAAAUAAAAAAGAAAAGAAGAAUACUAGAAAAAGACUACACUACUUUCAUUUGAUUUAGAUGAAGCUGGCAGUCCAUAGAAAGGUUAUGGUAAGAAUGGAUAAGUAGACACAACUUAUUUACCAGAUAUGAAUAGAGAAAGAAAAAUAGAAGAAAUGACUAAAUAAUUGGCAGGUAUGUGUUGGAUGAAAUUUUGAUUAGAAUAAUAUUAAAAGGAAGUUGAAUCAUAAAAAGAUUCUUUAAUUGAUAUUUAAUUUCAAUAUUGGGAUGCUUCAACAUGUUCAAAAUCAUUAAGAAUAAAAAAAAAAAUGACUAUUUUGGAAUUCCUUGAGAUGGCUAGAAGAGAAAUCAUAAGAGAUUUUGGAUUUGUAUAUUAUGUUGAUUAUAAGAAUAUUAGCUAACAGAAUUUAGUCCAGAAGAUUUGAUAAUAGUUGCUAAUGGAAUGAUUUUACCACAUAAGCUCAGUUUUUAUGAUCUAAUAGCACACAAAGUUAAAAACAGAUCUGGUACAUUAAUCUUUUCAUUCGAUCGCAGAAAGGUAUUGCUAUGAAGCUUAAAUUGGUUUUAAUUAGGUUUAAGCAAAAGGAUAAGAAUAUGAAGUNAUAACAAAUUAAAAACUGAUAACAUUAAAAUACAAUCUUAAAUAUUUACUCAAGAGGAUCUAAAUGAUGUUAAAGCUAAGAUUCGAUUUGACUAAAAAACUAAAGAAAUUGAAAAAAAUGCCAAACUAAAGUCUAGUCAUAAAGCAUUGGAAAUGUAAUUUCAUCUAAAUUAAAUAGAGUCAAUAUCUAAUAAAUUAAGGCUGA